AUCAGGAGGGCUUCAGGGUUUUUUCUUCCUAUAGAGGAAAAUGUCUUUUAGAGAUUUGAAUGUUUUUAUAUAUCAACCUCCCAUUAAGAAAGAGAAAAAUGAACCAAAAGAUGGUGUAUGGUAGUGAAUCAUAAUUUGACUGAUUGGUAUCAUUACUAACAACAUCACAUGAGAAGACACAAGCAGACUAUGAUACACAUAGGAUUUCAUAUCAAAGAUGUUUUAGGAUUUUGCUGCAUAAUUAACCAAUCAAUUAUUUAUACUUUUAAAUCUUUCUUGUUGGAUAACCGUGAGAAUAAUAAUAUAGUAACACACAUAACACCAGAAAACACUCUUUCCUUUCACCACACAGUACUAACUCACACCACCACCAUCGCCAUGACGCCCCCAAAUCAAUUCGAUCAAUAAGCCUACGAUGAAGACUCUGUCACCAGCGUUCCUCCCCGACGAACUCAUCUUUGAGGUACUUUCAUUUCUUCCAGUGAGAUCUCUUGUUCGAUUCAGGUGUGUGAGUAAGUCUUGGAAAACCCUAAUUUCCGAUUCCACCUUUGUGAAAUUGCACCUUCAUAAUUCACGAUCACAGACACGAAACUCUUCGCUCUUAAAAAUAAUCACGAAGAACACAAUCUGUAUUCCGGGAUAUCACGUUGAACAUAAGGAAGAAUUCAGCAUCGUUAGACACCCUAUACAUCGUGUAUUCCAAAACCAUUCCUUCGCCGUUGUUUACGAUUCCCAUUCUCAUCUUUGGAACAACCCAGCAAUAACUCGAAACUACUCUACGAUAGUUGAUUCCUGUAAUGGAUUGCUUCUUUUGGAAGUUGUUUCUGAAACUGUUUAUGGUUUUGAGUACUGGCUCUGUGUUUGGAAUAUUUGUGACCCUAGUAGAGAUUUCGACUUUGCCUUUGGAUGUGAUAAUUCAACUGGAGCUUAUAAAGUGGUGGCGUUCUGUAAACGAGAGACAACAUCAGAUGUGAAAGUUCUCAACUUGGGUGUUGAUGUUUGGAGAAACAUUGAAAGUUUUCCUGUUGUUCUUGACCACGAACAUGUGUGUUUGAGUGGUACUAUAAACUGGUUGGCUACGCCUACUAUUCACACCAGUGAUACUGUGGAACACUCUGUUAUUGUUUCACUUGAUUUGGAGACAGAGGCGUACAAGCAAUACACAGUUCCUCGUGGCGUUGAUGAAGUGCUGCCUGACUCGCCAACUAUUGGUGUGCUGGGAGGCUGCCUUUGUUUUUCUUAUUUGCACAGGGAAACUCAUUUUGAUAUUGUUAUAUGGCAGAUGAAGAAAUUUGGGGUUGAAGAUUCUUGGACUCAAUUCCUUAAAGUUAGUUACCAUGAUCUUCUAAUAGAUUAUGGCAACUUUAGUGACAAUGACAUAUGUUAUUUUCAGUUGGUGCCAUUAUUUCUUUCCGAGGAUGGUGAUUCACUGAUACUUCAGAGCAAUCUAGAAUCCCAAACAAUUCUCCUCUAUGACAGGAGACAUAAUAGAGCAAAGCGAACAGAAAUUAUUGCAAGUACAACUAUUGCCGAUUUUAGAAAUAGCAAUUAUGUAUACCAGGACUUUGCCAAAGAUUAUGUUGAAAGCUUAGUUCCAAUUUUUUGAAAAGUUCUGGCGCGACAAAUUGCUGGUGAGAUGUUUGUUGUUCCGUAAAUUGGCGGAGUUUGAAAGCCUGCAAUUCAGUUUCUGAGUCUUAAAGCUUUUGUAUUUCUGAGUUCUGGCUUGUUAUGACGAGUGAAUGUACCAUAUAAUAAUAUGUUAUAUAAGAGGAAUCUCUUUGUGAUUAUUUUUUUAUAGAUUGAAAAUCAGCAAUGAUAUGAAGUAUUGCA
Medicago truncatula (barrel medic) is the source of this 1830-nucleotide messenger RNA. Its product is annotated as F-box/kelch-repeat protein At3g23880. The record is from RefSeq and is a predicted model, not a curated record. Gene Ontology annotation, molecular function: protein binding. The coding region runs from base 416 to 1606 and encodes 396 amino acids. The transcript has 2 exons. Lineage: Eukaryota; Viridiplantae; Streptophyta; Magnoliopsida; Fabales; Fabaceae.